Messenger RNA from Colletotrichum destructivum, 1578 nucleotides. RefSeq names its product Putative SANT/Myb domain-containing protein. NCBI's taxonomy places the organism in Eukaryota, Fungi, Ascomycota, Sordariomycetes, Glomerellales, Glomerellaceae. The transcript has a single exon. Bases 1 to 1578 code for a protein of 525 amino acids. The record is from RefSeq and is a predicted model, not a curated record.
AUGAAGAAGUCAAAGAAGAACAAGUCAAAGCACCUCCAGGAUCCUGCCGCUGGGACUGGGAAUGGCGAUGGAAACUUCUCAACUACUACAGUGACCAUCCAAGCCGAUGACAACGCCAGCGACACCAUGACGCUUGUUGAUGUCUUCCCUAACAUGUCCGUCGGUGACCUCUUUGAGUCCGACGACAACAACACUUCGGUUGAAACUUCUUUUACCCCAAGCUCAGAGGUCAGCACCGACGACCAAUCUACUCCUGGCGCAGAGGCCAGCAACAGUGAGCUUGACCUCAAGACCUCCCACAAGAAAGGGAGGAACAGCCGACACCAGAAGAAGGCCGAGGUUGCAGAUGAUGUGGAAAGGGAGCCUGGCAUCUCGGCAAACACAUCUUCUGCAGAAACAAGUACCAUCUUAGAGAAGCUUACAUCAUCUGAAGCUAGCAGCGCUGAGAUAGAAAUGGCCCAGUCAACUACGUCUGGUGAAACCGCUUCUAACGAGGCAAGCACCUCUGGUGGCGAGUCCUCCAAGAGCGGGUGCGCCUCAUCCAGCGCGCAAUCGUCAAAUGCAGGCAACUGGACCCCCUCAGAGGAUGCUUUCAUCAUCAGCAUGAAGAAUGGCGGCGAAUCCUGGGCCUCGAUUGGGAACGCCAUCAACCGGGGCAAGAAUGAGGUCAGGAAGCGAUGGCAUGUGGCCAAGAUCAACGCCGCAAACUCAGAGUCCGGAGGCGACUCGCAGACUGAGUCUGGAGGAGAUGUUUCCCAAUCCGACUCUGUGGACGAGACCCAAUCUGACCAGAGUCAGGAGGGGCAGAAGGCUAAUGAAAAGUUCAAGUCCAAGGCCGAGAGAAAGGCUGCGCGAAAGGCCGACCAGAAGAAGAACAAGGGAAAAACUAUGGCAGACGACACGACCAAAGAAACGGGAGACUGCGCUCCCAAGCCAAAGAGACACGGCCAGAAGGCCAAGAAGCAUGAAGGCAUUAAGAGUUCGGAAGGGCCUAGCACCCCCAAAACCACCCCGUCCUCCAACUCCAUCGGCGACUCCCCCAACUCGUCCCUCCGCAGCCGCCUCGCCCUGCUGCGCGACACCACUUCGACAUCCUCUUCCACAUCCUCCGCUACUAGCAAUGAUGGUGAGUAUGGCGAUGGCCCUCCCAACCAAUGCUACACUCGUGAGCUCGCCCGCCAGGAGCGCUACAUCCGCCGCCACGUCAACCCGACCCUCUACCCCUCGCCGCCGCCGCCAUUGUCGUCGCUGAUGCUUCCCCCGAAAAUUGCCAACCCACCCAGUCUUUUGGACAAGCGCCAGCGACGCGACGAUAAGAUUCUGGCGUCUUUGGUGUCCCAAAGGGAGGCAACAAAGUGGCUUGAGAUGCAGGCCAACUUCUACAACGUCACGGGCCGGAUGGUGCCUCUACACAUGAUCAAGACGCGCUGUGAUGCUGAGGAGGACAGAGGCAAGGCGGCAGGCAUUCAGUACUGGGCCGCCUCAGUAGCGCACGACAAGGAGAUGCUGGAUCCGAAUGAGGGUACCGAUGCCCCAGAGGACGCGCUUGUCGACAGCGACGAGGAUGACGAGGAGUGA